Ictalurus furcatus (blue catfish) is the source of this 3521-nucleotide messenger RNA. RefSeq names its product zinc finger protein 883-like. Gene Ontology annotation, molecular function: protein binding; DNA-binding transcription repressor activity, RNA polymerase II-specific; histone methyltransferase activity. The transcript is spliced from 8 exons. Gene Ontology annotation, cellular component: nucleus. The record is from RefSeq and is a predicted model, not a curated record. Lineage: Eukaryota; Metazoa; Chordata; Actinopteri; Siluriformes; Ictaluridae. Gene Ontology annotation, biological process: negative regulation of transcription by RNA polymerase II; cellular developmental process. The coding region runs from base 553 to 2874 and encodes 773 amino acids.
AAGGGAAAAAAAAAUUUCCACUGGUGACGGCGACACUCUGCAUUUUUUCGGCUCGGGAACCUGAGCGUUCUCAUUCAGCUAAUCAUCUUCUUUUUUUUUUUUUUUACAAAAAAAAAAGACUAUUCCGACCAAGUUAAUCUGAUCGAGUUAAAAAUAUAAAUAAAAGUACUCGUUAUUGUGUCUGAGAUCAAUUAAAACCGCACCUCGCUGGCUGAGCUGCUCGGCUAACGGUGAGUGGCUGAAUCCCAAAUCGACUUCCACUUCUUGCAUACGUCCACUACAGAGGCUGCGAAAACAAUGGCGCCUACGCCCCUUUGCAGUGCACUUGAUUUAUCCAAUAGGAAGUUAUUUGGGAUUCAGCCAUAGUAAAUCGUUAGGGUGCUGGUUCAGCUAGUUUUUCCAUUGUUUGUGUUGUUUUUUUUUUUGUUUGUUUUAACAUUUUGAUGUUAAGCGAUGAUUUAUGGAGUCCAUAAAUUAGCAGCGUAUAUAUGGAGAGAGUUAUUGUUUCGGUGUUCCGGUAGUGAUUAAAUAGGCAGACGGUGGUCUCUUGCAAUGCCUCGGACGCAGGCGCAUGACCCUGCUCACUCACAGGUUGAAGAUGUGCCGACUCGUACGAGCGGAGAGACGUCAAACUUCGAACAGAACGAACUUCUCGACGACGAGUUUGGAUCCGACGAGUCUGGACGCUGCUUGAAGGAAGAGUCUUUGGAGCUGAACAGCGAGGAUGAUGACGGUGAUGGAAACGAUCUCGACAGACUGAACAUCAUCUGCAUUAAGGAGGAAGAUCCCGAAGAUGACGACUACCUAUACUGCGAGGUUUGCAAAUGCUUUUUCGUCAACAAGUGCGAGGUUCACGGUCCCGCUCUGUUCGUUCCUGACGCUCCGGUUCCCAUGGGGGUGGCGGAGCGUGCCAGACGAACCCUUCCGCCUGGACUUGAGAUUCGGAAGUCCGACGUUCCCGAUGCCGGCCUGGGGGUGUUUAAUAAGGGAGAGACGGUUCCAGUUGGAGCACACUUCGGACCCUACCAGGGAGAUCCGGUAGACCGAGAGGAAGCGAUGAACAGUGGUUAUUCAUGGGUGAUAUACAAGGACAGGCAGCGUGAGGAAUAUGUAGACGCUACGAAUGAGAUUCAUGCUAACUGGAUGAGGUACGUGAAUUGCGCUUGUACUGAUGAGGAUCAGAAUCUCAUGGCAUUUCAGUACCAAGGAGGGAUUUUCUACCGCUGCUGUCGACCCAUCAAACCAGGACAGGAGCUUCUAGUUGGCUACGAAGAGGAAUAUGCCAAAGAUCUCAGUCCUGCAUUCGAAUACCUUUGGAACAAAAAGUGUUCCACAAAUGAGAUGAAUGGCAUCCUGUCGCAGCCCUUCUCCUGCUCCUUGUGCGCACUUUCCUAUACAUCUCUAUUUCACUUCCACAAACACAUCAAGAGGUGCCACUGUGAGGAGUAUGUGAGACUGAUGAAUUCAGGGGCGUUUACAUACGAGAUAUUAAAUCUGAUGCCUACCGACAGCUCCAAUAGUCAUCAAAUUGGCGCUGAGUCCUCUGGUACUUUGUGUGUUACAGCCUCUAACAGUCAAAUGCAGAUAGAAACGUUCCACUGCUCAGACUGUGGAGAGAGUUUUAUCCGUCAGAGCGAUCUCAAACUGCACCAGCUCGUUCACACGGGAAAGAAGAUCAAGUUGUAUCAGUGCUCGUACUGCGGGAAAAACUUUACUCAGGCAAGUUAUCUCCGACGACACCAGCGCAUGCACACGGGAGAGCGGCCGUACCAUUGCUCGCACUGCGGGAAGAGUUUUGCUCAACAAGGUAACUUCCGAACGCACCUGCGCAUUCACACGGGAGAGAAGCCCUAUCACUGCUCAGAGUGCGGUCGGGGUUUUACUCGCCAAAACGCUCUCCAGCUCCACCAGCGCAUUCACACCGGAGAGAGGCCAUAUCAGUGCUCAGAGUGCGGGAAAACGUUUAUUCAAAAGAUCAACCUCCAAAUACACCAGCGCAUUCACACCGGUGAGAAGCCAUACCACUGCUCGGAGUGUGGAAGGGGUUUUACUCACCCAACAUCUCUCCAGGACCACCAGCGCAUUCACACGGGAGAGAAGCCGUAUCAGUGUUCGCAGUGUGGGAAGAGGUUUUCGCAACAGAGUACCCUCCACAUACACCAGCACGUUCACACACGAGACAAACCGUAUAAGUGUUCACAUUGUAAGAAGAGUUUUACUCACCAGAGUCUUCUUCAACAACACCAGAGCUUUCACACGGGCGAGAAGCUGUAUCACUGCUCCCAGUGCGGCAAGAGUUUCGCUUACCAGCGUACGUUCCGACGGCACCAGCGCGUUCACACCGGACAGAAGCCGUACUGCUGCUCGCAGUGUGGGAAGAGUUUUUCAGAGAUGGGGAAUUUCCAAAAACACCAGCGCAUUCACACCGGCGAGAAGCCGUACCACUGCUCAGAGUGCGGGAAGAAGUUUGCCCAACUGGGAGGUUUCCAACGACACCAGCGCAUUCACACGGGAGAGAAGCCGUAUCGUUGCUCCGAAUGCGGGAUGAGUUUCGCUUAUCAGAGUACCUUGCAGCGACACCAGAGCGUUCACACGGGAGAGAAGCUGUAUUCCUGCUCGCAGUGCGGGAAGAGUUUCAAUUACCUAGAAGGCUUCCAGAUUCAUCAGCGCAUCCACACGGGAGAGAAGCCAUACCAGUGCUCCCAGUGCGGGAAGAGUUUUACUUGCAAGUCUAAUCUCCGACAACACCAGCGCAUUCACACGGGAGAGAAGCCAUACCAGUGCUCCCAGUGCGGGAAGAGUUUUACUUGCAGGUCUAACCUUCGACAACACCAGCGCGUUCACACAAAAGAGGGAAGCCACACAGCAACUUAGUAUAUUACAGAUAAGUUGUUUUAAAAAAGAAAAAAGAACCCCGAUUAAUUGCUUCGUAGAUGGGUAGCAUGGUGACACGGCAGGUAGCGUUGAUGCCUGAGCUCCAGGGUCAGAGUAGUGUAGAGUUUGAUGUGUUCUCUCUGUCCUCCCAUCUACCGAAGACAUGCCAGUAGACGGAUACUCUAGGAUCAAUCGCUCUAGGUAUGAAUAUGUAUGAGAGUAUGAUGCCCUGUGUCGGACUGAUGUCACAUUUAUGGUGUGUUCCCAUCUUGAUCCCACGUGUUCUCGGAAUAGACCCCCUGUUUUUGGAUAAAGCUGUUAAUGAAUAAUAUUUUGCAUGUUAUGUAGCAAAUGUAAUAUUGUAUCCUUGUCGAACGCAUGAAUUGAAUGGUAUAUUGCAUUCAUAUGAUGUUUUUUAAAUUUGUUUUUAAACUAAAAUAGUGGCUUAAAUUGUGUGCUGUGAAAAAAAAAACAACAACCAAACAGUCUAUACAAAAUAUUUCAUUAGCAAGUCCAUAUUUCAUGCAGUGGUAAUUCCAGCUUUAAAUCAUCCUGCUUCUUGUCCCUUUAUUUUAAUUCUAACAUGAACGGCAUUAUAAUAAAUAUCAUGUUUAUUACUUAAAUAAAAUAAAAUAAAAGGCACCAGA